This is a messenger RNA of Coregonus sp. 'balchen', 1629 nucleotides long. NCBI's taxonomy places the organism in Eukaryota, Metazoa, Chordata, Actinopteri, Salmoniformes, Salmonidae. The record is from the annotation of a GenBank genome assembly.
CCCAGUGCGCUGGAGGAUGACGAGGAGGAUGAAGGUCACACAGUGGUGGCCACGGCCCGGGGGAUCUUCAACUGUAACGGCGGGGUGCUGAGCUCCAUCGAGACGGGAGUCAGCAUCAUCAUCCCCCAGGGAGCCAUCGCAGACAGCGUGGAACAGGAGAUCUACUUCAAGGUCUGCCGGGACAACAGCAUUCUGCCCCCCCUGGACAAGGAGAAAGGUGCGUCUAGCGCUUGCCUUUGUAUUAUGUUUUCUUAAUCAUUAUGCCCAGUGGAUAGUAUAUCGUAUUUUUAUUUCUCUAGUAGUAUUGCUGCCAACUCAGAACCCUGAAAACAGGGGUUCAAAUCCCCUGGUCCACCUCUUAACUUCCAUCCCUUUCAACAGUUUCCUCCUUUCUCAAGAUCUUAAAUAUGAAAGGAGAGCAGAAUAUGAAUGUCAGUCUUGCCUCUGUCUUAUUCCAUCCAGGAGAGACCCUGCUCAGCCCUCUGGUGAUGUGUGGGCCUCACGGCCUCAAGUUCCUGAAGCCGGUGGAGCUGCGCCUACCUCACUGUGCGUCUAUGACCCCUGAUGGUUGGUCUUUUGCUCUAAAAUCCUCCGACUCCUCGUCGGGUACGCUGUCCUCUAUCUCUGUCCUUUUGGGAGUUGGGUCAGGGCUUCAGGUGGCUUGUGUGAUUGGUUGGGGGGUUGGGUUGGGCUUGUGUGAUUGGUUGGUGUGAUUGAGGAGGGGUCACCAUAGAGUUGGAUACAGGGUACAGCUCCAUUUUGAUUCGGUCAGUCAAGUAAAUGGAAAUUCUAAGUCAAUAAUAUAUGUUUUAAAAAAUGCAUUGAUAUCUCAAUAAACAGAAUGAAGAGCUCUUAAAUGUAUUUUAUAAUUGUUUUUAAUAAUCACUUCCUGAAUUGUAUGAAUUGAAAUGUAAUUGACCCCUGUCAAGGAGUGAUCUGGCUUGUUCAUGAUCAAUCUUUUAAAUAAUCUAAUCUACUGGUUUCUACUGGUUCUAUUGGUCAUCUCCUGGUUCCCAUGUUCCAGUCAUUCCAUUUUCUAGUCACAACAUUCAAUUUUCUAGUCACAACAUUCCAUUUUCUAGUCACAACAUUCCAUUUUCUUUAUGGGGUUUUGCAACAUUCAGUAUUCACCUACUUCAUUAUUUCUGACAAUAGUUACAAUGUGAGGAAUUAUGAAAUAUAUAAUUUCUUUGCACCUGACAUUGCUAAUCCAUUUUAAAGGCUUUGACGUUUGUAAGAAGCUGAAUUUGUACACAGUAUUAAAAUGUGACAAUAUUUUGAGUAAAAGUAGUUCUGAAGUAUUAAAAGCUAUCGAUGGUUUAUGUACAGCAUCUAAAUAUACAUUUCUCACAAACAACAUCGUAUGACUGAUGAUUUUGUGUAAGUUCUCGUCAGCAGAUGCUGUUAUUUACGGUCUGUAGGUCACUCUUAACGUAACACCGGGCCUUCAAAACCAACGUAAAGAACCGCACACUAAGAAAGACAAAUGACCGACCCGACCGACCGAUAACUGUUCUUGUUUCUCUAAAUCCUCCAGGUGACCCCAAGACAUGGCAGAACAAGUCUCUUCCAGGUGACCCCAACUACCUGGUGGGAGCCAACUGUGUGUCUGUGCUCAUCGAUCACUUC